GCCUUGAGUUCGAACGUUGGGUCUAGUCAUUGUGCUGUGAAGUGUCGUUUGAGAACGUUAGCGUUAACCCAACUGUCGUUGCCCUAUUCUCACCUGGUCUCUUGAGAGGCUUCCUGCAAAUACAAGGUCAUGAUAUACAAGGUAGCCAUCGUGGGUUCCGGUAAUUGGGGCUCGGUAAUAGCCAGAAUCGUCGGUGUAAAUGUCACUUCACAGCCGGAUGUCUUCGACAAGACUGUUAAAAUCUAUGUUUACGAGGAGAUCAUCGAUGGAAAGAAGCUCACUGAAAUAAUUAACACUCAGCAUGAGAAUGUCAAAUAUCUUCCCGGCUACAAACUACCCGAUAACGUUAUUGCUAUCCCUGACGUAGUGGAGGCGUGCAAAGACGCCGAUAUCAUCAUUUUCGUUUUGCCACACAAAUUCGUUAAGCCGACAUGCAGCCCGCUUGUCGGUAAAAUCAAACCUACGGCAGUGGGAAUUUCGCUAAUUAAAGGCUUCGACAUCACUCCUGGCAAGGGAAUCUCCCUGAUCUCGAACGUGAUCAGUGAGCUUCUCUCAAUUCCGUGUUCCGUUUUAAUGGGGGCUAACCUCGCUAACGAAGUGGCUGCCGAGAAGUUCUGUGAGGCAACCCUUGGAGCCAAGAAUCCCGACACAGCGAAGAUUCUCAAGAAGCUUGUGCAAACGAGCUAUUUCAGGAUUACGACUACCGACGACAUUUCGACUAUUGAGGUGUGCGGCUCCGUCAAGAACAUUGUGGCCUGCGGCGCAGGUUUCGUCGAUGGCUUAGGUUAUGGCGACAAUACCAAGGCUGCUGUUAUUCGUCUGGGUCUGAAGGAGAUGAUUACCUUUACGAACCAAUUUUACCCCGGCGCCAAGCUCAAUACAUUUUUUGAAAGCUGUGGAGUCGCCGAUCUUGUGACUACCUGUUACGGCGGCCGCAACCGAAAGGUGUCCGAAGCUUUUGUUCGCGCUGAAGGCAAAAAGACGAUUGAGUGCCUCGAACAAGAGAUGCUUAAGGGUCAAAAGUUGCAAGGACCUGAAACUGCCGCUGAGGUUUACGAAAUGCUCAAGCUCAAAAAUCAACUAGAACGGUUUCCAUUGUUUGUCGCCAUUCAUCGCAUUUGUACGGGAGAAAUCACGCCUAAGGAAAUGAUCGAUUGCAUUCGUAACCAUCCUGAGCAUAUCGUAAAUUUCUGGGAGUCCAAACACUAAAGACGAAUGCUGGUUAGUUGAUGGAUUACGAAAUGUGCCGUAAGGUGCUAACUUGGAAGGCAGUACGAAAAGCGGCCAGGAAACAAGUCAAGCUAUGAUAUAUAUAUAUCUAUAUAUAUAUAUAUAUCAUGUUCGAAGGACAAGUUAAUGCUGUUUUCAUUAAACUAUUAAAUAAACAACAGACAAAAGAAGUACAGCGUGGGAUAGCUAUUGUUUAUCGUUGAUACUUUAAAAUGCAGCCAAGAAUUUUAGUUCACGCUGGCUGUUUUAACAGAUCACUAGAUCACCGGAGUUGGCUAUAGCCAGACAGAUAUUGAAUAUAAGGUGUUUCCUAGUUAGUCCCUAAGUUAAAGAGCAACUUUAAUAUUAUACUUAAAAGUCUAACAAAAGUGUGUACAAUAGAACUCGCAAAUACACAGUUAAUAGAAGCAUCAGAUAGCAGACCUUCGUUGUCGACGAUCACAUAUAUUAGGCCGUUGUCAGCGAAUCCUGCGGACUCUGAAGUUUAGUAAUUUUUUUAACUAUGCAUCGUUAGCAGACGAAAUUCUGAUACAUACAUUACUCUUCUAUAAACUUGAGAAUGCAAAUUGACUGAGCUUACUCCAGGAGAAAAGCAUCUUUUAGUUUUCAAAUAACUGAGUGGUCGAGUUUUUGACCCUCGAAGAUUACAGCCAUAUAUACGCUUUUAUAUACGUAUAUAAUUUACAUGACUUAGUACAGCAUACACCUAUAAAAAAUAAAUGCCUCUUAUUUGUUAACUUCAACAUUGUUAUGACUCAAUAGAGCUCAAACACAGUUGCUUGAGACAGUAAGGCCUUGUACGGCCUUACUGAAUCGUUUCGAGUGAGUGGAAAUAAAUUACCGUAAUAAUGAACGCUCAAACAACCACUGUAAGAAGUUGUUUCCUUAUCAGAACUAAAGAGCAAUUCAACUUUAAAACUAGCGUACAAUUGUAGUCUACUUGGUUAGAAGUCUGAUCUGUAAAAUAAUAAUAAAUGAUAGUUUACAAGAACGGGUGGUGAA
Molecule: messenger RNA, 2232 nt
Organism: Varroa destructor (honeybee mite)
Lineage: Eukaryota; Metazoa; Arthropoda; Arachnida; Mesostigmata; Varroidae
Gene: Gpdh1
Product: Glycerol-3-phosphate dehydrogenase 1
Biological process (GO): carbohydrate metabolic process; glycerol-3-phosphate catabolic process
Cellular component (GO): cytosol
Molecular function (GO): protein homodimerization activity; glycerol-3-phosphate dehydrogenase [NAD(P)+] activity; NAD binding
Source: RefSeq, a predicted model, not a curated record